GCACCUCGUGUCGCAGGACUCAGAAGACGCAGGACGUUAAGUGAGUGAGUCAGAGGACUUGAGGUCAUAUAAUACACGUUUGGUGCAAUUAAACCCCGUCAUGUCUCUCGCGCGCCCCAAUGCGCGUCUUCUCUCCCGCACCAACCGCGUCUUCAGCUCGCAGAUUCGAACAUACUCGGCCCCGGGUGACGGUGUGAUACCGCCUGCAAAGAAGAAGUACGUACCAACUUCUGGUACCUACCCGCGCGGCUUCAAGGUCGGAAGCGCACAUGUCGGCGUCAAGGCGUCAAAUACCCGAUUCGACGACCUGGCUCUCAUAACAUCCGACACUCCAUGCGCGGCAGCCGCCGUCUUCACAAAGAACAAGUUCCAGGCUGCGCCUGUGACGGUGAGCAGGGACUUGUUAAAGGAAAGAGGGGGCCAGGGCAUCCGGGCCGUGAUAGUGAAUUCAGGCUGUGCCAAUGCCGUGACAGGCAAGGGCGGAAUCGAGGAUGCCAAAUCCAUGGCAAAGCACACAGAUGCUUGUUUCACCGACAGUCCAGACUCACCAGACUCGCCAUAUCGUAGCAUCGUCAUGAGCACUGGCGUCAUCGGCCAGCGGCUGCCGAUUGAUAAAAUCACAUCCAAGAUUCCCACGGCUUUCGCCAAUCUAGGCGACACGCACGACCACUGGCUAGGGACCGCACGCGCUAUAUGUACAACCGAUACAUUUCCAAAGCUCAUGUCCAAGACCUUCAAGCUACCGAGCAGCGAUCGAGAGUAUCGUAUCGCCGGUAUGACCAAGGGUGCCGGCAUGAUACAUCCCAACAUGGCCACGCUGCUUGGCAUCAUAUGCACUGAUGUACCCGUCGCCUACUUUCCGCUCCGCAGAAUACUCGCCUCCGCGGCCAACAAGUCAUUCAACAGUAUCUCGAUUGACGGUGAUACAUCUACAAACGACACUGUAGCUAUUCUCGCCAACGGUGCUGCUGGUGGGGAUCUCAUCGAUACCAAAUUUCAUUCUGAUUUUGAGUCUCUCAAACAGGUCAUCACCGACUUUUCGAUUGAUUUGGCUAAACUGGUAGUCAGAGAUGGCGAGGGCGCAACCAAAUUCGUAACCAUCAGGGUUACAAACGCUAGGUCGAUAACUGAUGCACGCCGCAUCGCGUCCAGCAUUGCGCGCUCUCCCCUCGUCAAGACCGCUCUUUACGGUAAAGACGCGAACUGGGGCCGUAUCCUGUGUGCAACUGGGUAUUCCACUGCCCGCAAUCCAGCGGUGCCUGAAGAGACAAGCGUAAGCUUUGUCCCCACUGAUGGCAGUGAAGAACUCAAACUCCUGGUCAAUGGCGAGCCGGAGCAGGUCGAUGAGGCCAGGGCAGCCAAGAUUCUAGAGGCAGAGGACUUGGAAAUCAAAGUCAGCGUGAGUAACACUCCGGGAAAGGAUACAUGGUUUUGGACUUGUGAUUUCAGUCACGAGUAUGUUACUAUCAAUGGUGACUAUAGGACUUAGAAGGUUAUGGGGAUAGAAUUCAAUGAAUGAGCGGAAUUUAUAGUGGGAAUAUCCAUACAAAAUACUAUCUGAUGAUAUGUCAAAA
Messenger RNA from Pyrenophora tritici-repentis Pt-1C-BFP, 1574 nucleotides. Its product is annotated as ArgJ, N-acetylglutamate synthase (N-acetylornithine aminotransferase). Gene Ontology annotation, cellular component: mitochondrial matrix. Gene Ontology annotation, biological process: L-ornithine biosynthetic process; L-arginine biosynthetic process. NCBI's taxonomy places the organism in Eukaryota, Fungi, Ascomycota, Dothideomycetes, Pleosporales, Pleosporaceae. The record is from RefSeq and is a predicted model, not a curated record. Gene Ontology annotation, molecular function: L-glutamate N-acetyltransferase activity, acting on acetyl-L-ornithine as donor; L-glutamate N-acetyltransferase activity, acting on acetyl-CoA as donor.